Candidula unifasciata is the source of this 2291-nucleotide messenger RNA. NCBI's taxonomy places the organism in Eukaryota, Metazoa, Mollusca, Gastropoda, Stylommatophora, Geomitridae. The record is from the annotation of a GenBank genome assembly.
UAUCCUAUCCCCAUCAGUAUCCAAUCCCUAUCAGUACCCUAUCUCCAUCAGUAUCCUAUCCCCAUCAGUAUCCUAUCCCCAUCAGUAUCCUAUCCCCAUCAGUAUCCUAUCCCCAUCAGAGUUUAAAAUAAAACCAGUGGGGUGGGGUUCUGCUGCACAUAAAAAAGUGUUUUCUAUCACUGGAGGCUACUCAACCGUACGUCACAGCUUGCGAAGACGAGGCUGGGUGGAGAAGUUCUACCACAUUCCGUUUUCACCCAAGAAAACUUGUGUGAUCAUUGGUCAGAAGUACGGAGCUGAUAUUUCCGAUGUGUUUUGUGAGGAUGAUAGCAGCUAUGACGACUUCAAUGAUGAUAAAAAUGCUAUAGAUAGUCCGCCAUUGGCUAAAGUAGCUAGAAAUAUCUAUGAUCACCCAAAAAUACCACCUUGGGAGGAGGACGGUGGGAUAUACGGAGAAAUGUCUCGAAUGCUCCACGAUAUGACUCCAUCACUGUACUGGGUGUUGCGGCGGGACACUAAUGAUUACAGCUUCCUGAGCAAAAAACAAAUGGUCAACCACUAUGGUAAUGUUACCUGCUUCACUACCAAGGCUGGGCUGUGCACCCAUUUGAAAAAUGUGAUGUGGUUUACAGAUGUAGACGCUGAUACCUUCUUUCCGCGCAGCUACCUUCUUUGUAAUGACGACGAGAAGAAAGCUUUUAUAGAGGACUUCCGGCUAACAGCCUGCAUGAGCAUCGUCAAGGAGGCCAUGAAUCAACAUCACAGAUGCAUGGAGCUUGUGCUGAGGUCUAGCAGUACCUCUGAGGUUAAAAAUGUUGCACCAAAGACUCAGAAAAGAAAGAAGCAGAAGAAGAAAAUGAAGAAGCGGCCUGUGAUGCCCCCACAUGUGCUGGAGAUAGCAGUUUCACAGUGUGAGAAAUUCUUGGCUUCUAAGACACAUGAAGACCUCGACACACCGUCUGAUAUUGGAGUUCUUUCUGAGGAGGAGUGGGAUGAUCUUAUCACAUGGAGCUAUCAGUUAAUUCAGGAAGAAGGCCAGUUUUACAGCAUCCCCUUCAAUCUGAAAGCACAGUGUGAAAGCCUGAUUGAGCGUUUGCCCAAGUAUUUCCCCCAGUUUGAGAUGAGUGGCACACACAAUGUGUGGAUUGUCAAACCUGGUGCCAAGUCUCGUGGUCGAGGAAUCAAAUGCUAUGAAAAGCUGACUGAUAUACUUACACUGGUGUCCAGCCUGGCAGCAAAGAUCGAAGGAAAAUAUGUUGUACAGAAGUAUAUAGAACAUCCUCUGCUCGUCUACAACACAAAAUUCGACAUUCGCCAGUGGUUCUUGGUUACGGACUGGAAUCCUCUGACUGUCUGGUUUUACAAGGACUCAUAUCUACGCUUCUGCUCCCAACAGUUUACUCUGGAAGAUUUCAGUGAAAGCAUCCACCUGUCAAACAAUGCCAUACAGAAACACUACAAGAAUGGGCCUCGCUCACCAAGACUGCCGCUGGACAAUAUGUGGACAAGUGAAGAGUUCAAAAAGUAUUUGGAACAAAAUGAACGUGCGGCAGCUUGGGAUAAGAAGAUUUAUCCACAGAUGAAGCAGGCUGUGAUUGGUGCAUUACUGGUUAGCCAGGACAAUGUAGAGUGUCGUAAGUUCUCCUUCGAACUGUAUGGUGCCGAUUUUAUGCUGACAGAGGACCUUUCCCCGUGGUUGCUUGAGAUCAACGCUAGCCCCAGCAUGGAGUCCAGCACAUCCGUCACGGCCAAGAUGUGCAAAGCCGUCUUGGAGGACACCAUCAAAGUUGUCAUUGACCGCAAACUGAACAGGAACUGUGAUACAGGCAGGUUCGAACUGGCCUACAAGCAACCUCACAUUCCAGCCAUAUCGUACACGGGGAUCAGCCUCUGUGUGCAGGGCCACGCAGUCCCGAGACCUGUCCAGAAGGAGGCAUCCAGCCAGAAGAGAUGCAGUGGAAACAAUGGCUUUAUGACUCAAGACUCAGCAGCAGCAGCACAACUGACCUCGGAUAACCCAAGUUGUGACAACUCACAGUGUAAUAACUUCUCUAUGCUAGGAGUCCGAGACAUGCUCAACAACAUCCUCUUCUGCAAUGGGAACCAGAUCAAGUCAAACACAAGGAGCACUUUUGAGCCUUCAAGCCAUCACUUCCUCUAUACCAUCCCUCGCUCACUCAAACAUGGCAACUCAGUCGACCCCAUUCCGAGGAAGAAGGGCCCGAAAAAGACAGCAGCGGGGAAAUUUAAGAAUGGCAAAGUUGCUCAGAGUCACAAGCCCGGUGCAAGGG